This is a messenger RNA of Mytilus trossulus (common blue mussel), 1521 nucleotides long. RefSeq lists its product as uncharacterized. The record is from RefSeq and is a predicted model, not a curated record. NCBI's taxonomy places the organism in Eukaryota, Metazoa, Mollusca, Bivalvia, Mytilida, Mytilidae. Bases 1 to 1521 code for a protein of 506 amino acids. The transcript is spliced from 8 exons.
AUGCAAAAUAAUUCAUGGACCGAGGAUAUUAACAAAACAUUGAAAAAGCCUAUUAACAAUGAUGAUGGAAGACUUUUUAAGGUAACCUUAUCCAUUGGAACAGAAAUAAAAUGUACAGUUGCAAGUUAUUCGUCAUUCAUCACAAUGAUAUCUGUUAAACCCUCUAUUUAUGAUGUAAAAGAUGCUAGAGGUCUAUGUGGAGUUCCAAGUGUAACAAAAGACCCUUCUGAUGAUUUUUAUCAUCGUGACAAAGGCCCGAUUAGUGAUGACCAGGAGUUUGCGCGUUCUUGGAAGAUUCUUCAAACGAUUUCUCCAAACGAGCAGCUCUUUAUCCCAGAUCCUCAUUUUCUAACUGAAGACUCAAACCCUGAAAUUGAAAACGAUAACCAAAAUGCAAACUUGUCAGCUGGAAUGUAUUGCGUCUGUGAAAAGCAAGCAGAACCAAACGAUGAGGACUUUUAUACUUCUCAGUGCAGCUUAUCAGACAGUACAGAGUAUUGUUCCUCUGGUACUCAAUCUGGACCAGGAAAUAGUAUACCAAGUAAUCCAGUUGUGACAACUUGUACAUCAAAUAUGCAGAACAGAUCGUUGUCACUAAGAACUCGUCGUAGCGUUACUGAUAACGAUGAUAUCGUAUUGGACACGAUUCCCUUGGAGUAUGACGACGACGUUAACGAUAACGUUACGGAACCUGACUACACGGAUGAGUGGACUGAAGAAAAAGCAAAUUUGACCUGCACAGACCGCAUUAUGAAAGCAAUACCUUCAGAUCUACCAGAUGUUCCUGGGUUAACAGACAUUGAUUACAUUAAGUCAUGCAUGUUGGAUAUUAAGAAUACUGGUGGUACUACCUUUGUUGAAGAUACAAUUGGCGCUCUACAGACAAAAGCUAUCAUGGAACUAUCUCGAAAUCAAACUUUGAUGAUUACCAAAACUGACAAUAAUGGAUCUCAGUCCAUUUUAGAUUAUGUCAAAGGUCUUCUUUGUCCUAACAAUUGCAGUGGAAAUGGCACAUGUACAUCAGGUGUUUGUUUGUGUAACGAAGGAUAUAAUGGCGAUGAUUGUUUAGAAGAAAGUUCAAAACCGCCAUUAAACAUCGAAAUACCCGCUAAUGGUUUAUGUGGAAUAAUAGAAAGGGAAUGUAGGAGAACCAAUGUAUACGGAAUAUUCAACGCCAAAACUGUAUGGUGUAGACGGAGACACUUCCAGAUAUUGAAAGGGUCACAUGUAGUCAUGUCCGAUCAAGACACUAUUCAGGCCGAUUAUAGGAACCGUUAUAUGGUAUCUGUUGAUUUACAAUCAGCUAGAAGGAAAAGAUCUGUCUCUGGCGAUGUACUGGCUGAAGGAUUUGAACUGAGUUUUUCCAACGAUGAGAAGGAGUUCGGAGGCAUUGUCAAUGUUGUAAUUUACAACGAACAAUGUUUUACCUGCAAUGCAACGUCCAAGGAAUGUUAUCCUGUGGUAUCAUGUCCUGUGACAACAACCGAGCUUCCGGAAACGAUUAUAGGUAACACUAUAUAG